Messenger RNA from Tetrapisispora phaffii CBS 4417, 426 nucleotides. RefSeq names its product rhodanese-like domain-containing protein. Gene Ontology annotation, cellular component: mitochondrion. The transcript has a single exon. Lineage: Eukaryota; Fungi; Ascomycota; Saccharomycetes; Saccharomycetales; Saccharomycetaceae. Bases 1 to 426 code for a protein of 141 amino acids. The record is from RefSeq and is a predicted model, not a curated record. Gene Ontology annotation, molecular function: thiosulfate-cyanide sulfurtransferase activity.
AUGUGGAAAGCUAUUGUUGACUCAUGGAAUGGUAAUCAUCAAGCUGUUCCUCAAUCGGCACCAAUUCCUGGUAAUACUUACGAUUUUGAUGACAUGAAAGCUUUAGUUGCCAAGCACGAUCCAUCUGUUGUCUUGGUAGACAACAGAGAACCUUCCGAAUAUGAAGUUGUUCAUAUUCCAGGUUCUAUUAAUAUCCCGUAUAAGUCUCAUCCUAACGGUUUUGCUUUAGAUGGUAAUGCCUUCCAAGCUACAUUCGGUGUACCAAAGCCAGACCCAAAGAAGGAACUAGUCUUUUUCUGUGCUUCUGGUUUCAGAGCUGGUAAGUCCAGAGAAGUUGCUUAUGAAAACGGUUACAAGAACACUUCAAUUUACCCCGGCUCCACUAAUGAUUGGGUUUCUAACGGUGGUGACAAGUUGAACUUAUGA